CAGCCCCCCGGCCCGGCCCGGGAGGGUGGCCGAGUGGCGGCGGCGGCGGCGGCGGAGACUGUGACUUUAAGAGCGCACCGGGAUUCCGCGAGCCAGCCGCGCCGUCCUAGGCUGCUGCGCACCCCGCGGAGCCGAACCCGGCGCUGGCCGGACGGGGCGCCUGCUACCGGGCUGCUGAGAACUAGCCCUAGACCUCUGCGUGAGGGUCCUUGCUCUGAAGACGUCACCAGUGUGUGGAGCCUGCCCCACACCCCACCCCCUGCCAAACCACGGCCUUUACCUGUGUCUUCCGGUGUUUCCCGUGCGACCCAUCCUGUGGGAGUGCCUCGUGGGCGGCCCCAGAGUUCACCCCACGCUCAGUGGCGCCAAUGGUGAAGAUGACAAGAUCCAAGACUUUCCAGGCAUAUCUGCCCUCCUGCCACCGGACCUACAGCUGCAUUCACUGCAGGGCUCACCUGGCCAAUCAUGAUGAACUAAUUUCCAAGUCGUUCCAAGGAAGUCAAGGACGAGCAUAUCUCUUUAAUUCAGUAGUUAAUGUGGGCUGUGGGCCUGCAGAAGAGCGAGUAUUGUUAACAGGACUACAUGCAGUCGCAGACAUUUACUGUGAAAACUGCAAAACCACUCUGGGAUGGAAAUAUGAACAUGCUUUUGAAAGCAGCCAGAAAUAUAAAGAAGGCAAAUACAUCAUUGAACUAGCACACAUGAUCAAGGACAAUGGCUGGGACUGAGCAGGCAGCAGCCACCCAACCCAGUGUCCACGUGAAUGCCAUCCAACUGAACAUUCUACCCAAGCGUGAGAGAGUGACUGAACACUUGGUUCCAUCCAUUUGGGGGCCUUGCCAUCUGGGGCAUCCUCCCACCCUGACACCAUCUUUCUGGUGACUGGCCUCUAAAUUGCUGUCUCUGUCUCUUUGCUUUGUUUCUGUUUGUGAGUUGAUCCUGGCUUCUCUCUCUGUUCUCGUGUUUGCUGAAAACAAAACAACUAAAGGAACAGAUCCUUGACCACCCAGCAGCAGCCCACCUCGCAAAGAGCCCCAGGGCCCUGCAAGAGCUGCCUGAUGGCCUCUUGUCAGGAGAGCAGUGGCAUGUGGGCGUGAGGAAGAAGGAAAAGGGGAUCCCUGAGGUCCUGGGGGUGGGCAGGGGCGGGAGGGUGGAAGUAGGAACAGAACUGCACUGCUCCUGGAACCCUGGUAACUUAGGCUUGAAAUAUUCGACUUGUCUAAAAGGACAAAGAGAAAAAAAAUACCUCAUGACUGCAUUCUCUCUGAUCAGAAGCCUCUCUUCCUGACACCCGAUGUGCCAGGACAGCAGAUGAGCACAGAAGGGGCCCUAAUGGUAGCUGAUGGGGCAAAGGGCCUGGUUCUCUCUGGGUGAGUAAGGGAAACUCUGGGUAGCAGGAAGUGAGGUAGGUGAAGCCCUGGUGGGUUUUGAUGACUCUGAUGCCUCACACAGCCUCUGGGUAAUCAUCUUCUUUGCCUCCUUAGCCACUGAAGAUGAGGGGAGAGGGAGCUGUCAUUUGCAAUGAGCGCACGAUGGAUAUGUCCCAAAGGCUUUGACCAUCAACCAAGUAAAAUCAGAAAUUGAGGAGAGCAGGGCAUAAGGGAGUGUUGCAGCUUGGGAGCUCCUGAAGAAUGGCUCAGAUACUGAGCCAGAACACCAAGGCAUAGAACCAGUUAGUAAUUCUGAAUGUCCACCUUUCUUUUCCUGACCCUUAAUAAGAGUGAUAGGGCAGGGGGAGGGAUUGGGAGGAACCAUGGGGGGAAUAGACCAGAUUAGUGCAUAUUUCUUCUUUGGUUAUCAGUGGGGUCAGCUAUCCUUUGAUCAUUGUGCUUCAGCUGCUUUUGUCCAGUUCCAUCAUUGUAGACCAUGGAAAAACAGACCCAAGGCUUGGAGCCUAGUGAUAACCUGGGUGGUGGAUUCCUCAUGGCCCUAGUUGUUCUGGAUCUGAAAGUCUUAUAUAGCAACAGAUCUAUUCUUUCGGUCCAGUAGUGGGGGGGUUACAGAUUCCAGUGUUAUCCUCUGCCCCUACUUCCCAUCCAAGCUUCAUUGUGUUAAGGAAGUGGAGAACAAAUCCCUGUAAGGCUUGAGAGAAAGAGUUUGUUACAUUUAAUCAACACUGUGAAGUCUGUUCUACGGCAAUUCAGCCAAUAUACGGUGCAUGACCAAAACUCAUUUCACUGAGUUAAUUUCAUUUCAUAGACGGAAAACGUUAAGAUAUGUGUGUAUUGGGUAAUUCUUAGCGUCUCAUUCUGCAAGUAGGCUGAUCCUAUAGGAAAAUGCAGCUUUAAAGGUCUCAAAAGGAAAAAAAAAAGAGUGCGUUCAUGAAGCUAAGAAUCUGUAAAAAUCAAUUAACCAAGAUUAAAGCAGCCAAUCCAGGACAUUUUCAGAAUCACACCUGUAACAAAACCGAAUUCCCGUAGGGAGUGAGUCUAUGAUGGAAAUGCCUCUUUGUGUCCAUGUGCUGACUGCAGAAUGGGAGACUGGACACUGGCAUGGCCUGCCCUGCCAGUAGUAGAUGGCAGGAUGGCAGAAAGCAGGAUGACCCAUGUCCAGCAGCGGACUGCCUCUCCUCCCCAAAACAAAGCGUUCCUAGAAAUUGACUUCCUGCCCUUCCCAGUGCUUUAGUAGCCCUGGAGAUUAAGUUGUUCUCCCUACUUUAUUACAAGACAGACUGGAAGGUUCAGAAGUAAUUCCACUUCCAAAGACAUUGUCCUCUGGCUUCCAGGCCCAAGUUCUCAAUAAACAUUUUUUAACUUUCACAUUCGUAAAUUGGCUCUCCAGCACAGAAAUCAUGGAUUUCCCCUCUUUGUCCCUCUUAAAGGAAGUGGCCUUCAUUUAUGGAUUUGAUUAGGUCUUUUGCCUAGAGAGUGUCCUGGCUGUUAAGAGUCCACUUCAUUAGAAAAAAGGGGAGGGAGCCCAAUCUAGGUAGAUGUUUUGUCUCUAAAACUACAGUUGGGAUGUGGUGACAUAGAAACUGGACAUGGGUGCCCCAGAUUGUCAGGGGGCAGAGAAAGAGACCAGUGUGCCACUGUCCUUCCUUAGAGAUGGGGCCUGGGUCAGAGCAGGCCCCAGCCAGACCCCCGUUCUGGUUGUUUCAGUUACUGUCCACUGAGCAUCCAAAGGGUGUAUGGCACCAUACUUGGUGCAAGGCAAUGAGUGUUGGUUUUCCAUAGCUAUGAGAGAGAAAAAAAGAAAAACAAAACUCAUUAGGCUUCCCUUUGUGUCAGUGAAACCCAAAGUGCUUCUUACACUGUUAACUCCAUUCAUGGCUUGUCGUUCUAACAUUUAGCAGUAUUGGAGAGGCCGCAUCUGAGCAAUGGAGAUACAUCAAUGCAAGGCCUCUGUCGGUUUAUUCUUUUUAAUUUCCUCACCAAAUUAUUGACUCAGAGCAUAACCAAAGACCUCAUUCAUUCACCCCCCUCCCCAUGGGUUCAGGGAAUCGAGUCUGUUGCUUACACGAGGGCGAGGGUGCAGGAGCAGGGAAGGGGAAGGGAGAAGUGAGAAAGGGAAGGCAUGAAGCUCUAUACCUCAGCCAGCAAUGCCUUCGCUUUGAGCUGAAGCCCGGCUGGCAGACUUGAGUUCCAUCUCCCUUGUGUCACCCUAGGUCCCAUGGCCUUGGCUACCCUGGAGGACACCCACCAGCCCCCCUCCCCCCUGCCCCACAUAGUAGACUCAGGCUGCUGAUGGGUUGAUUUGACGUGAAUCAAACACAGGCAAACUUGAUGCCCACACAUUCUCAGCUGGGCCUGACUGAGUGCGGCCCCAGCACCUAUGACCGUAAGAUCGUGUAGAUAGGACACAGCACGUCUACUGGCGGAUCAAUGUGUGCGAAAGAGGUGUCCCCUUUAUAAUAAGAUUUUCAAGUAGAUAGAUAUAUAUAAAACAGUUGCUUGUGAAAUAUACUUUUGUAUAUAAUAUUUAAUUUUUUAAAUAAUAUAUUUGGUGCUGUUUUCUCAGAUCCCCUGAGAGCACUUUUUAUUUUCAUUUUAAAUUCUAUGAUUUCCUCUGCAUUUCUUGAAGUGUAUUGUAAGGGAAACAGUAAUCACCAAUAUACUUUCGGUUUUUUUAAGAUCUCUGUCACUUUAAUCUGAAUCAAGGCUUUAAAGCAAUCCCUAUCUGUAUCUCCCCCCCACCCAGUGGAACAGACUCUGCAGUAAAUUUCCAGUUGAGAACUGAAAUAUUUUCUGGCAGUAGUAUUGGCUAGAAAAGAACGUAAAUAAAACCAAGUAAAUUUAAUAGUAACGACUUAGGGUAAUUGCUCUUGUUGGAAGAAGUUCCAACAAAUUAGAAUCUUGUUUUUAAGUGUGGGUGUGUGCGCGCAUGCCUGCGUGCGUGUGUGCGCAUGAGUGAAAGCACUUUGGAUUGUGCCUCCUGCUUUAUUUUCUACUGGGGACACUACCUACAGUUUACACCUUGGGCGCGUUAAGGUUUUUCUUCUUUCUCUCUGGUUGUUUUUGUUUCUGAGUGGACCAACAGCACAAGCCACGAGGCUUUUGUUUUCCUGAGCACGGAGCUGUUGCCAGUUUGUUCUUUUUUCUUUCUUUGAGUGCUCAACUUUUACAGAUUGUAAAGGAAACCUCUGAAGAUCAAGCAGAGUCAAAUCUGUGCUUCUGAAUGAGAUGUGAGUGUAUUAAUCAUGUAUCCCAGGGCUCCAGUUGUUUUAGAAACCAAUGAUGUUGAACAUUAACUGGUCUGGGAUAAAGAGCAUUAAUAACAUAAUACACAUACCUUGUAGGUAAACAGCUUUUUUUAUUUUUUAAGGUCAGAUUGCCUCAGGUUCAGGAAGAGGCUGGGAAAUCAAAUCUUGAACACAAUCAAUUUAUGUAUUUUAAAAGAAUCUGCCUAAAAUGAGAAAUGCUAGUCCUAUGGAUACAGGAAAUAAAUGAUUGAUUUUUUAAAAAAUUAAAACACAGUCAUGAAAUCUACUGGCAGUAAGAGAAAGCCGAGAAGAAACAAGCUAUUCUCUUAUUACCCAGGUCUUCUUGCCCAUGUUUUAUAUAACCUUUUGGAGAAAGUGGGAGUUGAUUCCUUUUUCCCAACCUGCAGAGACUGUCUUAUAAUAUAGAAUCUGUCUAUUUAUGCUUGUGUUUACAAACUGUAUUUGUUGGGUUUGGGUUUGUUCUUUUGUUUGUUUUUGGUUUUUUUGGUGGCAUUUUUCAGGUCAUUUUGCUUCAGUAACAAAGGUAAUUGUUUUUGAAUAAUUUGUCUUCACCUUUUCCUGUAUUUGUACAUAGUGAUUCAGUAUUACCGUAGAGAAAAGUGCAUUGUUUCUGUCAUAUUUCCAAUCUGUGUUGGUGCUCAUUUGAGAAAAUAAAGUUUUCAAAUAUUAA
This is a messenger RNA of Heterocephalus glaber (naked mole-rat), 5330 nucleotides long. It is a transcript of the gene Ypel2, whose product is annotated as yippee like 2. The record is from RefSeq and is a predicted model, not a curated record. Lineage: Eukaryota; Metazoa; Chordata; Mammalia; Rodentia; Bathyergidae.